AUGCGUAAGCUCCAUAAGUGCUGGGUGCAGGAGGGGUUCUACUUUGGGUACGCAAUUGACGCAUCGAAUCAAGAUGGAGAGGCCAUCAACGACUUCUUGUUUGGCAAAGACCGCAAAUCGAAGACCGGAAGCCAGCUGAAGGAGAUUUGCCGCGAGAAUCUCCUGGUUUUGUUCGACAUCUGUAUCAAGGAAGAGGAACUUUACGUCCUCUGUCGAGGAAAAGGAUACGAGUUCUGGCGGACCAUCAUUAACAGGCUGCCUCACAAUCGAAAGCUGUCACCGGACCAAGUCAUGCGGUUGAUUGGCUAUUAUUGUCAAGCUCGCCGGAACUGGGAGGGCAAAGUCCACAUCACCCCCUUGACCAAGAAGGCAGAUGAAUUCAUCAAGAUCGUUGAGCGAGUGAAGCGACUACCCGCUGCACCAACCUUCCAGCUUACGCUGAAUCUCCAUGCGGCGCAAGCAGAGUCUCUCAGUCCCACACAGCUUGACGCGACUAGCGACAACUCUGCUCAACAUGUCCCAGCCGGUGAUGCUUCGCAGCCUACCGCAGCCACCGCAGCCACCGCAGCCACCGCAGCCACCGCAGCCACCGCAGCCACCGCAGCCACCGCAGCCACCGCAGCCACCACAGGCACCGCAGCCACCGCAGACACCGCGGGAACCGGCUCUCCACCGUCACCUUGGCUCCCUAACCACUUCUCAAGGAAUGAGAUGGCCCUUCUUCUCCACUACGUGCCGCCAAAGCUGCACGGUAUUUGCAGAUCUUUUGCUGGAGUUACUCCACGCAUUCCCCACCAAUACUCCCUUCCAGAGGCCUCGCGGUUGUUUCUAUCACAUCUCACCCUCGCCAACCACAGCCCCAGCAGCCGCUGGAUGAUGUAUGUCAACCCGGUCGCCUUUGUCAGCCGAUGGAUGCAAACGAGAUGGUUUCGCCGGUCAAACAAGCGCUCCUAUGAGUACGACACCCUCAAUGACCUUUUCAACUAUGCCGACAAGUCAUUUUCCGGAGGUCGCGACCACUACAUGGGCCUGCUCAGCCCUUUCUUCUCCAACUGGACUUACGGCGACCCCAAGGAGUGGACCUCCAAGUGCCCUCGAAUGGGGAUGGCCCUCGUUCUUCGCAAAGAGGUUGUCAGCGGAAGCCCCGACAAACAGUUCAUCCACGUGGUCCUGUUCGACCCCAGUCUGGUCUACGAGCGCAAUUGCGAGUUUUGGUGGGAGUAUGCCGCGGAAAACCAGCCUCUCAACAAAGACUUCCGGGAGAGAGUGGUUGGCACACUCGUCGAGUGGCUCGGUAGGCACGGUGCUUCCCUUGGCACCGUCCAGUGGGGAGGAAAGCUCCGCAGCCCGGUGACUGCCGACAUGGACUCGUUGACACUGAGCUGCAUGUUCCUGCAGGAACUAGUGAAGGGCGGUGUGGUUCUCCCAGAGUCUGAGGAGUCUUGGAAGGAGGCUGGCUUUUGGCAAGUUCGUCGAUCGACGGAAAUGAAUGAGGAAUAG
This is a messenger RNA of Thyridium curvatum, 1500 nucleotides long. RefSeq lists its product as uncharacterized. The record is from RefSeq and is a predicted model, not a curated record. The transcript has a single exon. Lineage: Eukaryota; Fungi; Ascomycota; Sordariomycetes; Thyridiales; Thyridiaceae. Bases 1 to 1500 code for a protein of 499 amino acids.